Molecule: messenger RNA, 811 nt
Organism: Lactuca sativa (garden lettuce)
Lineage: Eukaryota; Viridiplantae; Streptophyta; Magnoliopsida; Asterales; Asteraceae
Source: RefSeq, a predicted model, not a curated record
AUGCGGUUUCCACGUUCAUCUUUAUAUUUUUUUUUUCUUAUUUGUUUUCCAAUUAUUUGUUUUUAUUUUUUGUAUUUCAAAACACGAAUAUAUCAUUGCAAUGUAGAUUCAACAGGCAAUGUUAGCUUGGAUAUCUUGGAAGAUAAUAGUUGGAGUCCUGCUUUAACAAUUUCAAAGAUGCUACUUGCUUUGAGAUCAAUCUUCACCAACCCUAACCCUUAUAAACCUCAAGUUCCAGGAAUUACUCAUUUGUAUUUGGUAGACAGAAGUAAACAUGAUGCAUUAUCUGCAGAAUGGACUCAACGAUUUGCAAAGUAAAAAUUGAGCAUUUACGAAACCAAAUAGUCAUGUGUGUUUCUCGUUCAUAUAUUAUGUAGGAAUUAUAUUAUAUAUUUCAUGUAUAAGUAUCGGUUUUUCUUGUAUAUUACAUUGUAAAAUGGUUUAGGAAGUGCAUGCUUUUUAAAAUUGGAAGAUUUUCAAAAUACUCGGUCCAUAUAAGUUAAAAAUACAAAAAGAAAAUAAAAACAAAUAAUUGGAAAACAAAUAAGAAAAAAAUAAAAAGAUGAAAAAAUUAAAAUAUAAUACGAAAAGAAAUAUGAAAAAAAAAAAAAAAAAAAAACUCUAAUAUACUUUAUAUAUACACUAUAAAAUAAAAAACAAAAGGUAAAAGGGUAAAUAAAUCAAAUUGAUGAAAAAUAAAGUUAAAAAAUGAAAAUAAAUAAAGUAUAUACAAAAAAGAAAACAAAAAAGGUAUAUAUAUUUAUAAAAAAUACUGAAAAUAAAUAAUGUAUACAAAAAAAGAAAAAUAAAG